This is a messenger RNA of Pomacea canaliculata, 2686 nucleotides long. RefSeq lists its product as uncharacterized. The record is from RefSeq and is a predicted model, not a curated record. The transcript is spliced from 5 exons. NCBI's taxonomy places the organism in Eukaryota, Metazoa, Mollusca, Gastropoda, Architaenioglossa, Ampullariidae. Bases 582 to 1250 code for a protein of 222 amino acids.
GAAGCGCGGCAUGACUGCCCACAGUUCAUGGCGGUGGACGAAUUAGCUACAUUAAUGUGUGAGAAUAGGCUCAUCAUCAACAUGUGAUUUACACAGCGCAUAAUCACGCUCACGAAGGAGCAUGCUCUCAGCGCUUUAACAAGUAGGAGACAUAGACAGAAUACAAAGGACGGUAAGGAGAAACAACUAUGCAGAAGACAAACAUAGAAGACACACGCAGAGGAAUCUGGGAACUACCAAACAGUAGGGAUGGCGAGUGUCACAAAUCUGUAGAGGCUCGCCGAGCGGAGAACCUCGCAAGAGGCUAAGCGUUGGUCUUGGCAGACAGCAAUCCAUCUAUACACGUCCAUGCUUGGAUCGAGGCUUGACGAGGGCGUAGUGCACCUCGCUUUUUUCAGCAUGCGGUUAAGGCUUAUAUUGCACCACAAUCCUCUUGUCAGCUGCACGUUCGAGAAGGUCAUACUCAGACGCACGUUAGAGCGGGACUGCUCAGGGGUAAGUAUCCAGUGGUUAUUUCCACAUCGUUGCCCAAGUAACGACAGCCACCAACAGCAGGGGCGACAACAGCAGCAACAACGCCAAUGGGCUCUUUAUUCUCUACCGCAUCAUCGUCAUCGCCACAGAUAACCGUUGGAAGGAACACAAAGCUGAGAGAAGACUUUGACACUCUGUUCGCGGAGAUGGAGUUUCGCUGUAAAAGAGCAGCGAUCAUGAACUACCACGAGGCAGCACAGUAUGAGAAGUGGUCUGACAGGCUGCAAAUGAUAUCCACUGUGAUCGGAGCACUAGGGGUGUCCGGCAUUGGGGCCAGCGUGGUCCAGACGAGUAAAAUCGGAGCCAGCAAAGCCGGGGUGGCCGGCUUACUGGCCCUUCCUGUCUGUGGUUUCCUCCAAUUCUUGACCCACGGUUCCUCGUCCAUCGCACCCACCCUGGCCCAGAAAGCCGAGCUUCACGUGAAGGCCAGUGCAGGGUGGCAACGCAUCGGCCGCCUCACACACGCCUACCGCACACAGAUCAGGCACAUGCCACCCGGAAGUGACGCAGAUCCAAUUUUGAUACCUUCACUGUAUAGAGAGCUGGUGGAGGCAUGUGAAGAAGUCAGUAAAAUAACCACGGUACGGUCUGACACCUGCGACUACUUCAGCAAAGCUGACAACGUCUACACAGUACUCAACACGCGAAAAAGUACAAUGAAGAGGUUCGAAGAACUGGAGGCCGGUGCAGUAGAGCCGAGUGCCACACACCAGUAAAAGACCAGUUCCAUGUUUUGAAACUAGCGUCAUUUUGGGGAUAGGGAAUUAGUUAUAUGGGCACGUUAUCUUUAAGGGCAGGACAAUAGGAUGUAGUAAGUCACCAAAUGUUCUUUUGGCUGAAAAAAUGCAUAGCAAAGAAAAUGACGACCAUCUUUCCUAGAUUUUUUUUUUUUAAAUAUAAUACCACAAGUCUGUUUUUACCAUUAUUCAGAUAGGAGAGGUCGAGCCUUUCUUGUCUGCGUUUCAGAAAUCUCAUAUAGUUUCCUGAAUGUCGGAUACAAAUUUAACUAAAACUUAUUAAUGACUAGAUAAAAUGAAACACAUGCACUUCUCUCUGAACAAGUGUAGCUGUAGCACAAAUUAUGGCGUGAUGCACCUGAUGUGAUACUUGGGCUCUAGCAAGAGCUUGAUGCCUUAAAUAAUGUCAGCAGGUGCCUGUUUUGUGAUCUUGUUUCCACAUAUACUAUGUUAUACUAUGUUCUAAAGACUGAAAUCCAGCUAAAAUGUUUGAUACUGUAAAUUACAUUAUUGAUAUGUAUUAAUAUCUUCUAAAAAUGGGUAGAUGUUAUUUUUUAUGUUUACAGUCAAUAAAUUUUGCACAAGACCACAAAUACUUUAUUUUUGUGCAAACUUCAUGGAUGCUAGUUCGUUGUCAUUUAUGAAGGAGUAUUUUUAAAGCAAAAUGUUUAAAUUCUUUCGUAUCAGAUAUCUUGCAUGGUUUCCCUUCCCACAAACCCCACCACCUCCUCUCCAAUACAGUCUGGCAUACUGUUAGAUCAGAACAUUUUGUAGCACACACAUCAGAAUAAACAAUAUCAAAUUCAGCAGCUCAAUGUUGAAUGUCAAAAUAUUGUUCUUGAACAAUGUUCAGUUACAUAUGAAUUUGUCUUUCACGUUAACUACAAACUACCAUUCCCUGUCAGAAAAAUAAAGACAUUUAAUGACAAAGGCAAGACCACAUUUAAUGUGCAUGAAGAUUUGGCAAUACCAGCACAAGCCAGACUUUCUCUACAUCUGCACCGUGCUAGAACCCUCUAGGCUUUAAAGCAGAAAGAAGUUAUGUACCUGAACUGCUGUACUUAAAUAAUCUUUGUUAUCAAAAAAGCCCUGCAGGGUUUGUCAGCAUUUCCAUGCACAUCUGUCAAAUGAAGAGGUGACUAAAUGCCCAAAUUUAAAGAGAUUUUACCUUCUCUGAUCUUGAACUAGGUUUCAAGCAUGAUGAACAUAAACACACCCACACCAUAUUCACAGAAGCUCUAAUGAACAUCUGUUUUAUUAAGUAGUAUUAACAAAAAGAGAGCAUCUCCAAAAGUUCAACUUAAGUGAACUGUGUUAUAUUUUGAGCUGAAUUUACUCUCUCCAUCAUCUACCACUGCAAUAUAGUUUGGAUUUUAUCCUCUUUGUUCACACCUGAAAUAAUAAAUAAGUCAGGU